This is a messenger RNA of Rhipicephalus sanguineus (brown dog tick), 1995 nucleotides long. Its product is annotated as sodium-coupled monocarboxylate transporter 1. The transcript has 17 exons. NCBI's taxonomy places the organism in Eukaryota, Metazoa, Arthropoda, Arachnida, Ixodida, Ixodidae. The coding region runs from base 214 to 1995 and encodes 593 amino acids. Gene Ontology annotation, molecular function: symporter activity. The record is from RefSeq and is a predicted model, not a curated record. Gene Ontology annotation, cellular component: membrane. Gene Ontology annotation, biological process: transmembrane transport; sodium ion transport.
UGGCCGCAAUUGGUGGAUCUAAAGAAGAGAGAACUUCAGUACGACCUUACGAGGCCAACCACAAACGUUUGCGGGUCACGCGAGUGCGUGCCAAACUGCCUGUCCGUGCCACCUAGCGGUGCGCCAUCUGCCGUCGACCGCAGCGCUGGACCAAAAGCAGGAACGACCGGAAGGGGCUCUGAGGACGGGAAGAAAGUGAAGACUACGUUAGUUAUGAACGUCAUAGAAUACAUCCUGUUCGGAGUACUGGUCCUCGCAAAUUUCUGCUUGGGUCUUUACUUUUCCUUCAAAAAACGUCGGCAACCAGCUGGUUCAAGUUCCGCUGCGAUGGAAGUGUUCCUAGGAGGCCGCAGGCUCAUGAUGCUUCCUCUGGCCGCUUCGACGGUGGCAUCAGUUUACACGUCGACGGGGCUUGUCGGCUUCCCUUCUCACUUUUACGCCUAUGGAUGGCACCUCUUUUGGGGGUGCACUAUGCCGCUGUUUAUUUUCCCGUUGGCUACGCACGUAUUUGUACCUGUUCUCUACGGUCUGGGCAUUACGUCGAUCUUUGAGUACAUACGUCGGCGCUUCAACAGUGCGAUAUCAUUGACCGCAUGUGCCAUAUACAUCUUUUUUACGCAAAGCAUCGGUGCAAUCUCUAUUUACGCAGCAUCAUUGGUACUUGAAACAGUGUUCCACUUGCCUCUCCUCUGGUGCAACAUUGUGAUCGGAUUGUCGGGAACUGUUUAUACAGCACUGGGUGGACUUCGAGGAGUCGUUUGGACGGACUGUGUGCAGUUCGUGAUCAUAAUUUGUGCCCCAGCCGCCAUCGUCACCAAGGUAAUAAUCGAUUCUACCGCACCUGACUCCACAGUUCGUCCUCUCCGUGACCUCGAAAUCGGUGAUUACAUCGCAAAGUAUAGAUUGGACUUUACCAGCGAGGAAAAUAUGUGGAGUUGCUUCUUCGGUUCGGCUGCUCCAGCAAUGUUCCGUUUAUGCUUUGACCAAGUCGUGACACAAAGGUUGCUGGCGUCUCGAACACAAAGAGAUGCCAAAAGGACUGUGGUUACCGGUUCCGUACUUCUAGUUUGCGUUUAUACAACGAUGUUAUCAAUGGGCGUGGCACUUACAACCUGGUUCCGAGGUUGCGACCCAUUGUUAUCGGGCGCGGUCGAUCGUGUGGACCAGAUUUUGCCUCACUACAUCAACACUCGCCUCGUGCAAGUUCCUGGAUUUGUCGGACUUUAUCUCGCAGGUGUCGUCUGUGCCGCAACGAGCACAACGUCAUCCACGAUCAAUUCGCAAGCAGCUAUCUUAUAUGUUGACGUCAUUACGCCUUGCUGGAAGAAUGCCACACGACACGUAUUGUGGAUUACGCGUUGCACAGCGCUGGCUUUGGGCGUUAUUAUGACGGUCUACAGCACACUAUGCGUGCACAUGGGAUCUUUGACUAGGGUAUUUGUGAUGGUAUUCUCAUGCCUGACAUCGCCUUACGUAGGGUUAUGUGUUCUCGCCAUCCUAUUUCCUUUUGUUCACUCAAAGGGUGUAGGCGUAGCCACGGUUGUCACGAUUACCUUCCAACUUUGGCAUGUGGCAAAUUCGAUAAAGAAUCAUACAACCCCACCCAGGAUGCCACAGUCUUUGGAUUACUGCCCUGUAAACACUUCUUUCCGUGUUUCAGUGUCGGAUGGAGUCAACCAUACCAGUUCGUUCGAAGCUCCAAGAUCAGAAGAAUCGCUUUACCUGUUUCGCAUAUCGUACCUCUGGAUCAGUUUCUUUGGCAUUUUUAUAACAAUUGCAAUAGGUGUAUUGGUCAGCGCACUCACAGGAGAGAUGUGGAGCAAAGAAGAGCAACCCGAGUUAAGCAGUGACUUACUUGUCAGAAUAUGGAGGAAACGAACGCAUAAUCGGGACGAAUCGCAACUCCAGGCAAUGAAGACAUCAAAGAACGACGGGCACGGAGGUGGUACAGAAGAUCAAGACCUUCUGAACCUUGGAGCACAUAGUCAUGUGUAA